Messenger RNA from Dermacentor silvarum, 817 nucleotides. RefSeq names its product protein SYS1 homolog (gene Sys1). Gene Ontology annotation, cellular component: trans-Golgi network; Golgi membrane. Gene Ontology annotation, biological process: Golgi to plasma membrane protein transport; protein localization to Golgi apparatus; Golgi to endosome transport. The transcript is spliced from 3 exons. The coding region runs from base 265 to 735 and encodes 156 amino acids. The record is from RefSeq and is a predicted model, not a curated record. NCBI's taxonomy places the organism in Eukaryota, Metazoa, Arthropoda, Arachnida, Ixodida, Ixodidae.
GAUUGAGUGAGUCAGUUGCGAUCAAUGUCACUGCUGUGCGUAGUAUCGUAAGUCGCCAAACUUACAAUGAUCAGACUAAUUUUACUUGAGGAAUCGUGAGAUUCCAUCCAACCUCUGCCUUACCUCGAGUAAGCAACAGCCUGCACGGCUUGCGUAAGCCAUGGUCAGAGGCUCGGUUAUCGGAUGGAUAGGAUGAAUUGCUGCCCCGCCUGAAAUUUCACACUUCAUUUAGUAAAGAAAGCCUGUGACAAAUCAUUCCGUAUCAUGGCUGGCCACUUCCGCUACUCAGUGUGGGACCCAUUUCUCAUCAUAUCUCAAAUGAUUACGCUUCAGUGCAUGUACUAUGUCGGACUAGGCUUUUGGAUAUGCUUCCUCGACAUUGUCACCGGCCAAGUGUUGUCGCUCGAUCAACUAUUUUCCUACGAGGCGGUGCACAUAAAGGACAUGCGGGGGCGGUGCAUAAUAGGAUCCUAUAUCAUUAACUCGCUGUUCGCGUCCCUUGGUCUGUGGUACUUUGUUCAAAGGACAAAGCAAUGCCUUGACUUCACGUGCACAGUGCAUUUUUUCCACCUCAUUGGCUGCUGGAUCUACAAUGCAGCCUUCCCACACACACUGUCCUGGUGGCUGCUCAACACAGCUUGUGUGACAGUCACCUGCGUCUGCGGUGAAUUCCUCUGCAUCAGGACUGAAAUGAAAGCAAUUCCACUGAGCCUGUCACCUAAGGCUGACCUCUGAAAUGGACUUAGAGGCUCACUAUUUAUUUAAAAGUCACUGGCCACGUUUUCGAUACUAGAAAAAUAAAGCAGGUGCCGUAGGA